AUGGCUUCCGAAGCCCCCAAGGACCUCCCCGUGCGCCCUGCCGCCGAAGCUCAGGGAAAACCUGCUGCUGCUGCCCCGCCUCAAGACGCCAAAAAGCAAGCCCCUCCUAGCGAGCCCCUCCCCGACUGGGCGAUCGAGCGCAACAAUCUGUUCGAAGAACUGUGGCAAAAGCACCUCAAGGACCUCGCGGCCAAGGACCACCCUUCGAUCGAAGUUUCUCUCGAUAUUGGUGACCGGAACCCCAAGUCGGUCCCUGCAAAGGCUUUCGAAACUACACCUGGCUCAUUCUUGCGCGAUGUGCCAAAGGAUGUGGCUGCCGAGGUUGUUAUCGCGAAGGUCAAUGGAGAGCUGUGGGAUCUGAACCGUCCCCUCGAGGCCGACUCUGCCGUUGUCCUGGUCCCAUUUUCCGACCCCGAGGCUCGGAAUGUUUUCUGGCACUCUUCCGCUCACUGUCUUGGAGAGUCUUGCGAAGCGCAGUUCGGCUGCCUUCUGAGCCAUGGCCCUCCCACACCCCAGGGUUUCUUCUACGACAUGGCUAUGCCUGGAGGACGUGCUGUCGUUGAAAGCGAUUGGAAGCCCCUUGAACAAAAGGCUGCCAAGAUUUUCAAGCAAAAGGAGAAUUUCGACCGUCUGGAGGUAUCCAAGGAAGAUUUGCGUCGCAUGUUCAGUUACUCUCCCUACAAGUUGCACUAUAUCGAAAAACUGGUGGUGGGCGAGUAUAGUACCGUCUACCGUAACGGUGAUCUGGUUGAUCUUUGCCGUGGCCCUCACAUUCAAAACACAGGCAAAAUCAAGACCUUCAAGAUCAUGCAAAACUCUUCCGCCUACUUCCUCGGUGACCAGUCCCAAGACAGUCUGCAGAGAAUUCGAGGUGUUGCUUUCCCAGACAAGAAGCGAAUGGCAGAUCACUUGAAGUUCCUCGAGGAGGCAGAGAAGCGCAAUCACCUGAGACUGGGCAAGGAGCAGGAGCUUUUCUUCUUUGACGAGGCUUCUCCCGGAUCCCCUUUCUUGCUCCCCGCUGGUACAAGGAUCUUCAAUGCCCUCCAAAAGCUGCUUCGCUCGGAGUACCGCAAGCGUAACUACCAGGAAGUCCAGACGCCCAACAUGUUCGACGUCAGCCUGUGGAAGACAUCCGGUCAUUUCCAGCACUACGCCGAUGACAUGUUUCAGCUUAACGUUGAGAAGAAGAACUGGGCUCUUAAGCCUAUGAACUGCCCAGCCCACUUUCUUCUGUUCGGUCAUCGCGAAAGAAGCUAUCGAGAAUUGCCCAUGCGUAUUGCGGAUUUCGGAGUUCUUCAUCGUAAUGAAGCCUCCGGAGCGCUUAGUGGGCUAACCCGAGUGAGAAAGUUCCAACAGGACGACACCCACAUCUUCUGCACCCAGGAUCAAAUUAAAGGGGAAAUAGCCGAUCUCUUCCAGUUUCUGAGCAGUGUCUACGGGCUUUUCGGAUUCAAAUUUGCCCUCAAGCUUUCAACUCGUCCAGAGAAGUACAUGGGUAAACUAUCUGAGUGGGAUUUCGCGGAGGCGCAAUUGAAAGAAGCGUUGACCGAGUUCUGUGGUAAUGACUGGACUAUUGAUGAGGGCGAUGGCGCAUUUUACGGGCCGAAGAUCGAUAUACAAAUUUCCGACGCAAUAGGACGUGACCAUCAAUGCGCAACCAUCCAACUUGACUAUCAGGCUAGCCAGAACUUCAAAUUGUCUUAUCAAACCAACGAAAGUCAGAAUAAGAACACCGAAGAGGCUGUGAAGGAUGAUGAGGCCAAGACUAAAGAUUGGCUGCCCCAAGGCCGAGACAGGCCAGUGGUCAUUCACAGAGCUAUUGUUGGCAGCUUUGAGCGAUUUUUGGGUAUCACUAUCGAGCACUUCGCUGGCCGCUGGCCGUUCUGGAUCAGCCCUAAGCAAAUUGUUGUGGUUCCCGUGAUGCCGCAGCUCAAUGCUUACGCAGAAGAGGUGCAGCAGAUUUUUGCUGCCGAAAAACUUCACGUGGAAGUUGACACCAGUGGAAACACUCUCCAAAAGAAGAUUCGCACUGCGACCCUUUCCCAGGCCAACUUCAUCUUCGUCGUGGGUCAACAGGAGAUGGAAAGCAGAACGGUCAAUUGCCGGGCUAGAGACGACCCCUCCAGCCACGCUAAGGGAGUUAUGGUCAGCAUCGAUGAAAUGAGAGCGAAGCUCCGGGUGCUGCGCAAGGAGCGUCGUCUCGAUAGCACUCUGUAG
Penicillium cosmopolitanum is the source of this 2217-nucleotide messenger RNA. Its product is annotated as threonine--tRNA ligase THS1. Gene Ontology annotation, cellular component: cytoplasm. Lineage: Eukaryota; Fungi; Ascomycota; Eurotiomycetes; Eurotiales; Aspergillaceae. Gene Ontology annotation, molecular function: ATP binding; threonine-tRNA ligase activity. Gene Ontology annotation, biological process: threonyl-tRNA aminoacylation. The record is from RefSeq and is a predicted model, not a curated record. Bases 1 to 2217 code for a protein of 738 amino acids. The transcript has 16 exons.